AGAGAAGUUUUGGGGCUUCAAUUUACGGGACGCAUGCGUCAUAAGAGUUGAGAGCGAAUUAAAGCACGUGGGCCUAGAGAAAGAGGAUUUCUGGAGUCAGUAGGAUCUUGUAAACGGAGUGGUGAAGGAACUGUUAAACAGUUAGUGCUUUCCUGUUACAGGCUGCACGUGCAGUACUUCUGUUCUGCAUGGAUGUCGUACCAGGAACUCUCCUUUUACUACUAUCUACGAUUGUUGGUAGUUCAGCUGAACGAGAACAGAAUUGUACCGCACAAGAAUUUGCAGACUGUUUCACUGUUUUAGAAGCAAUAUCGCAGCGUGAAGAUUUAGCGCUGGCAGCAACUCAAGAUGAGUUGAACUUAGUUUGCAGAAAGCUAAAACAAGGAGUGAAGUGUAUAGAGGAUCAUAGUUUUCGAUGCUUUUCUGUUCGUCAAAAAAGAGUAUUUAAAUCAGUAGUUUCUGAAUCAAAACACGUUAUAGAUGAUAUAUGUGUACCAGGAAAACUUCAAGAAGAUUAUCUGCGAUAUGCUCCAUGCUUAAAAAAUGUAUCUACAGAUCAUCGGAAAUGUGCAAACCAAUAUAAACGACUGGCUAAUAACCAUGGAGGAAAUCCAGAGGAACAAACUACCGCCAAUAUUAAUUAUGGAUUAAAAAUGCAUUGUUGUGCAUUCUCAGAAUUUGUCGAAUGCCAGCAUACAUAUAUACAAAGAGACUGUGGCCACCAUGCACACCAGUUUUAUCAAAGCCAACUGGAACGAAUGUCAGGUUCAUUACUCAAUGAACACUGUGCUAUAUUUACUCAUGGUUCUAAUGCUUGUCUUUUCAAUCAAAAUGAUGGAUACAGCUUGAAGAUGAAAUGUUUUUCAUAUCGAAGUUUACUUUUAACUGUUUUUGCUGUUGUUGUUGUAUUAAUUUUUACUCAUCGAUGAUAUUAAAUAUUUUUUUCAUUUA
Messenger RNA from Parasteatoda tepidariorum (common house spider), 951 nucleotides. RefSeq lists its product as uncharacterized. NCBI's taxonomy places the organism in Eukaryota, Metazoa, Arthropoda, Arachnida, Araneae, Theridiidae. The record is from RefSeq and is a predicted model, not a curated record.